This is a messenger RNA of Stegodyphus dumicola, 351 nucleotides long. Its product is annotated as DNA oxidative demethylase ALKBH2-like. The record is from RefSeq and is a predicted model, not a curated record. Lineage: Eukaryota; Metazoa; Arthropoda; Arachnida; Araneae; Eresidae.
AUGGCCGAAAUAUUUGAUGAUCAGUUAAUACUAUCCUAUUUCAAAGAUUUUCUUGGCAAAGAGAAGGUUGAUUCUGUCUUUGCGGAACUCUGCACGUAUCCUUUCCAACCUGUAAAACUGAAUAUUUACAGCCACCAACAUACUCCAGCUCGACUUUGUUGUGCCUUCGGGGAUGAAAAUGGACUCACCUACAGAUUUUCGGGGACAUCGAUCGCCGCCCAGCCGUGGACUCCUGUGCUGCAGCAAAUUAAAAGUGAAGUGGAAGCACUCACCCACGAAAAAUAUAAUUACGUUCUGCUCAACAAAUACCCUGACGGAGAUGCCAAGAUUUCCGCGCACAAGAGACGAUGA